Messenger RNA from Oppiella nova, 885 nucleotides. The record is from the annotation of a GenBank genome assembly. Lineage: Eukaryota; Metazoa; Arthropoda; Arachnida; Sarcoptiformes; Oppiidae.
CUGUAUUCCUGGAAAUGUCAACAAAUCUGUGAAAUGGUUUGAAAGCAAUGUUUGUCUCAAAUUGAGUUCACUUUGCAUACAAUCAGUGGAUCUCAUGUCAAGUGAUUGAGCCAUUGCUCACCCAUUAUCUGUGGACAAGAGAGCACCAGAAGAAUAUCAUCAAUGCCAUUAACACCACAACUCAAUGACUACCUCUUGUGUCCCAUUUGUUUCAAUCAGUUCUCAGUGACGCGAAAGCCGUUUACUCUGAUCUGUUCGCACACCUGCUGUUCAAACUGUCUUCAGUCUGUUCAGAGCUGUCCUUUCGAUUCGACGCCCAUUGAGACUCGACUGCCUGAGAAUGAGGCCAUUCUGGGACUCAUUCAACUGAAUGGCUGUCCAAAUGGAUCCAAUUCCUCACAACCAAACUCCAGAAGUAACGACAGACCAGUCGUUCAGAGUUAUGAUUGCGUUGACAUUCAAGACAUUCCCUAUUAUCGCAAAUGCAUUGAUUGUAUCAAACAAAUGGCUCUUCUGUUGCGACCUCAACAACAAAACCAAUCGUUGUCGCGUCCGAUGCAGAGGAAGUUAAUCACUCUAUUGCACUGUCAGGUGGUUGAGGGCGAGGGUCGGAGCCGUGCGCUCAGGAAUGUGCGGUCUAUUGGUGAGCGAGCGUUGGCUGAGCUCCUCAUCAAACAUCAGGACUCAUAUCAACUCAGUUCAAACCUAUGGGCGGCUGUCAGAGCCCGUGGCUGUCAGUUCUUAGGGCCAGCCAUGCAGGAGGAAGUGCUAAGAUUAGUUCUCUUGGCUCUGGAGGAUGGAAGCGCUCUAUCGCGCAAAGUAUUGGUGAUGUUUGUGGUUCAGCGUCUGUCCCCUCAGUUUCCACAUCAGGCCAGCAAAACGGCG